AUGAAUGAUAUAUUUGUCGGACGAGUGGAAUGUACUGAAAAUCUUAAAGUAGCUUGGAAUCAUGGUCAGAACAGAAUUUUCGGAAUUUAUGGUCCUAAGAGUGUCGGCAAAACGAGAUAUGUGGAGAACUUUCUUCGAAUUUUGAGGACUUCUGAUAAAAAUGAUCAAGUGAAAGUACUCGCUCUUGAUUUCCAUUGCAUCAAAAGUUUUAAAGUGUACGUUGAAACUGUUGCUGGGUGUUUAAGCAUAGAGGACUGUGAAGCUUGUUCACAUACAAAUUGCAGAUGCAUACGAAAGAUAAUCAAGUCUCUGAAAGACAGUGAGGAUGUUUACAUUUUUCACCAUGACCAUCAAGAAGAAGCCAAGUCCAAACCAGACUCGGAUGGAAACCUUACAGAUUCAACAAACCAAACCCUCUGGGAUCAAAUAUAUGCAGAAGGCGUCAAACCAUUGCUUACAGAAUGCAGCAACUUUUAUCUGAUUAUCUCUUCCACAGACGAAUUUCGUUUUGCAGAGUUGAGGAGGGUUUUCUGGAUGCAGAAGAUUCCUGCUUUGACGGAGAGUGAGUCGAUGGAACUGUUAAAUGACGUAUGGCCUUCCUGCACAGAAGAUGCGAAGUUGUGUCGACAAUUAAUCUUACUAUGUGACGGUAUACCACCAGCUAUUAUCAAUGCAGGUCUGUUGAUGGAAGAUAAUGUUAUAUCUGUUGAUGUGGUUAUAAAGUUAAUGGUAAAACAGAUUAUUGAGGUGCUGAGCGAUGAAUUCCUUCCUCAUCCAGAAAGGAUAAACACACAGUUGCAAAAUCGGUGGAAACAUCUUAGCGAAGAACAGAGCGACAACUUAGUGAAGACUCUUGUUAUUAUUAAAUAUACGAGCCAAUCGACGAUAGCAGCAAACGCCAAACUGUUUAAAUGUAACAACGUUGCGGAAUACAAAUUCAACCACCUCCUUCCCCUGUUGAGAAGAAAUUUGCUAUCGUACAACAAGGAUAGCGAGACUGUUUCCCCUUAUCCCUUGAUUCAGCACAUCUUAGAAGCUGUCAAUUACAUCAAAGCAGAUGAAAUAAGAGAGGGACUUCAAGAACAAAUCAAAGCCAUACUGGAGCCACAGUCGCAAAAUGGAGCGAGCAGUUGCAAAUCCUUAUCUCUUUCACCAAAUUUUGUUGACUUGCCAAACGAUCCCUGUACAUGUCCUCAAAAUUCUUUUCCUGUAGCAAAUCGAGCUAACCCAUGUGCUUUUCAGGGCAACAUCUAUCAAGAACCCUCGCAUGAAAAGGAAACUUUGAGAACCAGAGGUCAACGCGUAAGUUCUUUCAAAGCCCCGGUGGAAAAUGAAAAUUUUGAAAAACCAACAAAUAAAUCCUAUGGUGGAAAUCAAGUUCAAGAGAUAAGAUUGGACGAUUCUGCAGACAGGACGUGUAAUCCAGAAUGCAGACAAAAUUCUCUCAUCACAAAAAAUUUGAACCGAAGAUCUCUGGAGAAAGACAAAAGUUAUGAGUGCAAGGACAUAUUUAACACAGGAUUUUCUUUAAGCCCUGAACACAUGCCUUUAGAAAUCAAGCAAUCUCAACUAAAUAAUAUUGAGAAAAAUAAUCACGAGACUUGUCCAACGUUUCCUCAAGAGAAUGAAGAAAUUUACCAAUCAAUUGAUGAAAAUACAUCCCUUUCUUCAGAACAUUCAGGGGAUUUGAUUUCUCGUGGUCCCAAUGUAUCUCAAUCGGGUAAAUCCCAGACAAUCUCUUCGAUUGAUAAAUCAAAUCUUGGUCCUGAUAUUACAUUAUCAGGUGAAUAUGAAACAAGAACGACAGAAAAACCUGACGAUUCAUCAGCCUUGCCAUUUCCUGAAAAAUCUACUCCAAAUCUCCAAAAGCAUUAUACUGACCAGUAUCCAGAUGUAACUUUAUCCGGCGUAGGAAGCAUAUCCAAGGAAAAAUCUGGAAUUCAACUAUCCUCGUCAUACUCUAGUGAAAAUACUCAAGAUUGUUUAAGAUCUGGUGCUGACAAAGGUCAGGGGGUAACUACAUGUAUAUCAGGUAUAGCUGCCAGCUGCGUUCAUAGUUCACCAAACGUUCGCAAGGACAAUACAGACCAAGGUCCGUAUGUGACAAUAUCUGGUGUUUAUCAGACGAUAAAUUCGGAAAAUGAAAUCCUCACCAAAGACCUUCGUGAACGUACUGUUUCAAAGUCAGAAGAUAAGGUGGCCAAUAUCCAAGGACAGUCGAUUCCAAGGAUUCCUAUUGUUCCAAAAUCACCUGUUCAAGUCUCCGAGGAAGCUGAUGGUGUGAAUUGUACAUUUGUGAAAGGUGGCUUCUCUUGUCCUCAUGGUCAUUUACACACAACGGCAGUCGGUAAUGAAACUGGCAUACCUUCAAGGAAUGUAUCUUCCAACUAUUCGGGGGAUUCAAACAUCAGAGAAGGUUCAACUCAUACAAACAAUAUGGGUUUUAUCAUGCAUUUGGCAUCACCUUCCGAGGAAACAGUUCCUCGGUCUUGUCUGCCAUCUUCUUUAAACAAUCAGAAAUUUAAUUAUCAGAAUUCUUCUAGUAAAAUAGAAACUUCAACGUUUUGUCAAAGUACAAAAGAAGCAACUGGCAUUCCUUGUAAAAUGGGUACUGAAAACCUUUCGGGUUUGCGUCAUCGACCACAAAAUCAUUCAAAAACUUCACUUGAAGAUAACACUAAACAAAAAGGCACUCAAGAAUCGCAAUCGACCAUAGUUUCUGCAGAAUCAAACGUCAAUGCCCUCAAUGCGAACGGUUAUACAUGUACACCGCAAACUCUUAUGGCAAGUGGCAAUACCACUUACAGAGAACAUGAGAAUUUGUCUUCAGAGGAGUCCGUGUCAAAUUUAGGUGCGACAGGAUCUACCGAAAAUGAGAACCCUGCAUGUGAAGACCAUGAUUCUGGUACAUCUAUCAAUUCUUCUUUUUUCUCAAAAGCUUUUGAAUUAUACAAAAGUUUAGAAUGAUAAAUGAAUUACAAUAUAUUAAA
Molecule: messenger RNA, 2990 nt
Organism: Saccostrea echinata
Lineage: Eukaryota; Metazoa; Mollusca; Bivalvia; Ostreida; Ostreidae
Exons: 5
Coding region: 1-2967 (988 amino acids)
Source: RefSeq, a predicted model, not a curated record